AUGUCCAGAAGAGAUAGGGCGGCUUGGAAACUCAACCUUGGCCACAAAACCCCAGCGGCGAGCAACAAUUCAAAUAUCCAAGGAGGCAAGAAUACCAAUGGCAAGAAUAACCUUAACGGGAAGAAUAAAGCCAACAUGAGGAAGCCCCAUGGCACCACCAAGGCCAAUAGCAACAACAAAGUCGGCGGCAAUAAGAAUAGCCAGAAGAAAACCAAUGGUAGAAAUAAGGGCGGAGUGAAAAAAGCCAACAACAGAAAAGGACCUACAGCCACGAUCAGCAAGGGCAACCCUCACAAGACUGGAGCAAAUAAAACACCCGGAAAAAAGCUUUCUACUCAAAAGGGUGCCAAACACCCCAGUGGUGCAAAGAAGAGUUCUGGUCAUAAUAAGGCGAAGGCCAGAACGAAGGCUGGCGCUAAGAAAUCCGGUCAAAAAACAAAGUCUUCUGGCACUGUUGGAUUGAAGAAGUCUGUUGCUAAGGCUGGCAACAGGAAACCCAUUGGAACCAAGAAGGCCGCCAGUAGCAAGAAAGGUUCAAGCAGAAGGAAGUCUCCCACCAAAGCCAAAGCUAAGACUGGGCCCAAGAAGACUACUGGUAACAAGAAGCCUGCUACCAAGACUCGGACCAAGAAGACUGCCAUUAACAUAAAGUCUACUAAAAACAAGAAGGUUGCCAGCAACAAGAAAGUUUCUGGCAAUAAGAUACCCACCAGAAACAAGAAGCCUCUCAAAGCUGGAACUAAGAAGGCGGCCAAUAACAAGAAGGCCGUUGGCAACAAGAAAGCCGUUAGCAACAAAAAAGCCGUCAAGAAUAAGAAAGCUGCCAGCAGCAAGAAAGCUACCGGCAACAAGAAAGCCACCGGCAACAAGAAAGCUACCAGCAACAAGAAGCCUGCUGCUAAGGCUAGCAAUAGAAAAGCUACGAGCAGAAAGACUCCCCCUAAAUCCAAAUUCCCCAAAGAGAACAGCGUUUAA
Messenger RNA from Clonostachys rhizophaga, 975 nucleotides. The record is from the annotation of a GenBank genome assembly. NCBI's taxonomy places the organism in Eukaryota, Fungi, Ascomycota, Sordariomycetes, Hypocreales, Bionectriaceae.